Vespula pensylvanica (western yellowjacket) is the source of this 1849-nucleotide messenger RNA. It is a transcript of the gene Naa60, whose product is annotated as N-alpha-acetyltransferase 60. The transcript has 2 exons. The record is from RefSeq and is a predicted model, not a curated record. Gene Ontology annotation, molecular function: protein-N-terminal amino-acid acetyltransferase activity; histone acetyltransferase activity. Bases 1 to 825 code for a protein of 274 amino acids. Lineage: Eukaryota; Metazoa; Arthropoda; Insecta; Hymenoptera; Vespidae. Gene Ontology annotation, biological process: N-terminal peptidyl-methionine acetylation. Gene Ontology annotation, cellular component: Golgi membrane.
AUGGCCGUGUCCUUUAACCGGUACCUUAUCUUGCCGGAAAUCGAAAAAAGUGAACUAGAGGUUGACUUGAGAAAUAAGCGCGCGUACACGAAUAGAAAUUUAACAACAAAUUGGUUUGGUGGUUCGACAACCCCCGUGACUUCUGUGACCGUUCCUCUUUGCGUUUUGGGCGAGGUUCAAUUACGUUUUUUGUGUCCGGACGAUUUAGAAGAAGUUCGUGCACUUUGCCAAGAUUGGUUUCCCAUAGAUUAUCCAAAUUCAUGGUACGAAGAGAUAACAAGCUCUUCAAGAUUUUACGCGUUAGCUGCAGUAUAUGGUGGAGUAAUUAUAGGACUUAUUGUUGCUGAGAUUAAACCGUAUGUCAAGUUAAACGAAGAAGAUCGUGGAAUUCUGUGUCCUAGUCUAGGGAAAGAUUCUUUAGUUGGAUAUAUACUUAGUUUAGGAGUACGCCGUACAUAUAGAAGAAAUGGUAUUGCAUCAUUAUUAUUGGAGCAGUUAUUGGCACAUGUCACUGCUCCAGAACGUUCUUUAGUGAAAGCAGUUUUCUUACAUGUUCUAUCUAGCAAUGUGCCUGCUAUAUUGUUUUAUCAAAGGUGCCAUUUUCGAUUACACAGUUUUUUACCAUAUUAUUAUUACAUUCAUGGAAGGUGUAAAGAUGGUUUUACAUACGUUCUUUACGUCAAUGGUGGACAUGCACCAUGGGGUAUAUGGGAUUGGAUUCGACAUUUAGCCAGGGCGAUGGCUAGUCUUGGUCCAUGUAGAGUACCUCGAUGGAUUUGGCAACGGCUUUUAUGGGCUACCACUAUACUUUCUUAUCACAGAUGAUACAUCUUAUGAGGCUGUGAUAUAUCAAAAAAAUAUUAAGUUACAAUUAAAUUCACAUAAAAAUAUAUACUUAUAUAAAACUCCAAAUGCAAAUGAAUUUAAUAUAAAAAAAAAAAAAAAAAAAAAAAAAAUAAUGUAUGAACUGUUUGCAUACGGUUUUGUUGAUUAGAUUUAUAUAAAUAUGGUCUAUAUAUAUCAUAAAUAAUUAGAUGUUUUUACUUAGCUUUUGGCUCGGCAAAAUUUUAUUACAAUAACACGAAAUAAAAAAUUGAAAUCAUUAAAAAUGAUUUGCUUUUCAAAACCAUUAGCUCAUGAUAUAAACUGCCAGAAGAUUUGUACAAAAAAUAUAAUUUAUGCAUUGAAAUUGAAUAGACGUUUUUAUAGUGAUACUUAGUUUCAAAUAAGCAGAGAAAAAAUCUACAAAAGUCUGAUCUGCAUAAACACAUAUGUGGUUAAAUGCUCUAAAAUUAUUUUUAACUAAGUAUUAAGUAAAAUUAAACAUUGUUCAUAAAAUGUUUACAAUAAUGCAUCAUUUAUUUAUGUUUCACUGUAUGGAUAUAUAUGAAAUGAAACAAAUAACGAUUAUGUAUUAUAAAUUUCUGGAUUUUACUAACUGUUCUAAUCAAUAAUGAAUUUUGGAAAAACAUAGUAGUAUGUGCUAAAAAUAAUAAGCAGAAAAAUAAUGAACGCAAUAGAAUUGUAUAAUGAAAACUUUAAUGAAUCAAAAAAAUACAUGUUUUAUUUUUUUGCUAUGCACAGUUCAUCUAUUGUGAAUACAGAAGUUAAUAUUUCUGUUGUUUUCUUUAAUGCUUUCAUUAUUUAUUUUUAUAUAUAAGUUUUAAUAAGAAUAUGUAAUUACUUUACGCUCUAACUUUAAAAUGAAAUGUUGAUAAAAUUCGUGAACGUAAAUACGUGUAUUUAUACAUAAUGUAAAUAAAUACGAAAUGUACCAGAAUAGUUGAGUUAGAUUGUAUAUAACAUUGUAAUAAUAUUGUUUGUAAUAAAUUGACAUGUUAUAACAUUG